Messenger RNA from Drosophila elegans, 1411 nucleotides. RefSeq lists its product as uncharacterized. The coding region runs from base 222 to 1112 and encodes 296 amino acids. Lineage: Eukaryota; Metazoa; Arthropoda; Insecta; Diptera; Drosophilidae. The record is from RefSeq and is a predicted model, not a curated record. The transcript has 4 exons.
CCGCAGAAAGGCCCGAAGUCCGAAAGUCCGAGGAGAUGGGACCACCAUUAUAACCAUUUCGCUACUCACUCGAUCCCUGAUCGCUGGCCGGGCGCGAUCUCCAUUCCAAAAUUCCAAGUGUGAGCUUUCCGUUUGAAUUCGCUCGAUCGAUCGCUUGCGGCCCAUUAAAACCGAACUAGUCCGUAAGCCAUUUAUUCCGCCGCACAGUAUAGUAGUUUCCCAUGGCCACCCCCAUUUCUCAUACCCCACGGCGCCAGCCGGAGCCCAAAUUCCCGGCCGUAAUGCCGCGAAGAGCGAGCACGGUUAGCACCAAUCCGGCAGUGCCCAAAUCGCCGGACGGACUCACCGCCCUGGUGGCCAGGAAGAGCAUCACGUCCAUGUCGGACGAGGAGAUAAUCCAGGAGAACCUCAACGAGAUCCUCGACCUCAAGUCGCGCGAGGAACGAAAGGCCAACGGACGGCUCGUGGCCGUCAUCGUCUGCUUUCUAGUGCUCUUCCUGGCCGUUUACCACGCCUGCGUGCGGAAGUCGGAGAACUCGCUGGCGGGCGUCCUAGUUCCGGCGGGCAUCAUGCUCUCCUACGGCGCCUGGGUGGUCGUCCUGGCCAAGCGGGACAAGCACAGGCGGGCCAUGUUUGAGCGGCACAUCGAGGAGGUGGCCCAGAAGAACAAAAUCGAACUGGAGCAGAAACACGCUCGCCACGCCAAGCAUUCGCCAUCGCAUCCCCAUCCUGGACACUCCGGCACUGAUUCCACGGGCAGCGCAUCGAGCACACUGCACUACGUGAACGAACUGCUCCCAAAUGGGGAGCAUCGCAAGAAGCAGCGACGUCACCGCCACAAGGAGCGACCCGCAGGAGAUCGGGAGGAUCAUCAUCACCAUCCCCAUCACCACCAUCCGGAGAUCGGAGUGCAUCGUGGAGCACCCAAGAGGCCCAGUUUUCGGCAGAAGCUCUUCGGCCAGACCAUAGCCCAUGUGAAGCUGGUGGAGGCCCAGAGCGACAGUACGGAUUCGGCGGGCGGACCGGGUCCGGGUUGUAGUACGGGUCCGAGUUCGAGCACCAUCAAUACCAAUACCAAUCCCGGCGAGAAGCGAGUGAGAGCGGAGCCAUAGAUCUGGGGUCGUAGGAGGGCUGGCCUCCCAAUUGUACCGCGUAAAUAAAUGUAUUAUAAAAAAUAUAAACAGGAAAUUCGCCUUUAUAAAUAGACGGCAAUCAAAGGAAGGAAAUGAUCCGAUCCGAUCUUCGUAUCGAAAUCAAUGCUAAAUACGUGAGAAUUGUAUUGUGCGAACAGUGCUGUCCAUCUGGCUUCUGGCCGCUGCCGCUAGUUACCCAUUUAAAAGUGAAACAAUUUUUUUUAUUUUAUUUUUUCGACUUUUGCCAAGCAGCUUACAAACACACAUUUUUUUUAAAU